Messenger RNA from Centropristis striata (black sea bass), 2675 nucleotides. It is a transcript of the gene znf367, whose product is annotated as zinc finger protein 367. Gene Ontology annotation, biological process: regulation of transcription by RNA polymerase II; central nervous system development. The transcript is spliced from 5 exons. Gene Ontology annotation, molecular function: RNA polymerase II cis-regulatory region sequence-specific DNA binding; DNA-binding transcription factor activity, RNA polymerase II-specific. The record is from RefSeq and is a predicted model, not a curated record. The coding region runs from base 928 to 1875 and encodes 315 amino acids. NCBI's taxonomy places the organism in Eukaryota, Metazoa, Chordata, Actinopteri, Perciformes, Serranidae. Gene Ontology annotation, cellular component: nucleus.
ACAGUGUCCUAUAGGCUGUUCAUAUAUAUGUUAUAUAUGAUACUAUAGGCUACAAACCAUUUUGAAAAACACCACAUUGACUAUAUAUAAGCUAUAUUGAUUUUGCAUGGAAGAGAGAAAGGUUGGGGUUAAAUUUUGUUUUUUCCCUAACUUUAACACAAACAUUUUUCAAAUAACCUUAAGUUUCUAUUUCUUUUUCUCUCACACAGUACACCCUUUGUUCAAGUAUUUCCGCCCUCAAUGAUUACGUAAGUUUGGCGCCUCUGAGCCACCGUUUCCUUUCCCUUUAAAUUGACCAAAAAAUGUAAUAACAUAAACAGACACUUCAGCGCGGGAAAGAGCCAUCUGCUGCUACGCAAUGUAAAAUUAACCGCCCUUCACUUUUAUUGGCUCCGUCGCAGCCGAACAUGAGCUCUGCGCGUCCUCAUUGGCCAAUGUUGAUGUCAGCGUACAAGAGCGCGCGUCAAGUGUUUAAAUCUCAUUGGAUAAAAGCGUCUCCGCCAAUCCUUGCACACGGAGCGCUCUCCUGCUUAUUGGCCCACGGGCUUCCUAUGUGGAGCUCUCUGGCUGAUGCUAUUGGCUACUUGUGACACGUGGGACCAAAUCCCUGCAGCUGAUUGGUCAGUCCACUUCUCGGGCGCGAUUUUGCAACGCGGGACAACGCUCCUGUGGGCGCACACAGGUCAGUUCAGACGACCCGCUGCGACAAGAAGGAAACUAACCAUCAUCUUCAUAUCCAACUGUAGCCUAUCUUUUGCGGAUACUUUGUAGCGAACAACGGAUCCGAGAUUCUUCUCUUGCUCUUUGGAAAUGAAGGACAUAUUCACUCCAGAUUGAAAAGGCGAACUGUUUAUGACUUUUACUCAUUCAUUUUUUUUAAUCAUUUAAAACUUUUACAGUUUUUGCCGGAGUUUUGACACCGAUAGGAUGGCCGACAACAAGCACCCGCACGUUAUCUUCUGCAACGACUCGCCCAAAAGAGUUUUGGUGUCCGUUAUCAAGACCACGCCGAUCAAACCCAGGAAAGCGGAGGCCCUGACACCAACAAGUCCCGGUUUCAGCGACUUCAUGGUCUACCCGUGGAAAUGGGGGGAGAACGCCCACAAUGUGACUCUGAGCCCGGGCUCAGUGAGCGGGGCUUCCUCCCCUACCGGGACCCAGACGGCCAGGGAGGCGGACACGGAUGCCUCAGCGGACCAGAUGAGGGAUGGUAUCCGCAGAGGACGUCCACGAGCUGACACUGUCCGGGAGCUCAUAAGUGAGGGGGAGACUUCAUCCAGCCGUAUUCGCUGUAACAUCUGCAACAGAGUAUUUCCCAGAGAGAAGUCUCUUCAGGCCCAUAAGAGGACACACACAGGAGAGAGGCCCUACCUGUGUGACUACCCAAACUGUGGGAAGGCGUUUGUCCAGAGUGGUCAGCUGAAGACGCACCAGCGGUUGCACACUGGGGAAAAACCCUUUGUCUGCUCAGAGAAAGGAUGUGGCAACCGGUUCACACAUGCCAACCGUCACUGUCCCAAGCAUCCUUUCUCCCGUCUGAAGAGAGAGGAACCGAAGGAGGGCCAGGGGAAGGCUCAGUCUGUGGACAACAAGGCUGUGGCAGAGUGGCUCGUCAAGUACUGGCGAACUCGUGAGCAGCGUGCCCCCACAACCACCAAGGUCAAGCCCCAGAGCAAGGCCAGAGCAGAGGACCAGGAGCAGCAGGAUCCCAUGGAGUUUCUUCAGUCCGAUGAAGAGAACGGGGAAGAGGAAGAGAUGGCAGAGGAAGAGAAGGGUACCCAGGGAGGAGCCGCCAAGCGCCGCCUCCAGGAGCAACGGGAGCGUCUCCACGGUGCUCUGGCACUCAUUGAGCUGGCCAACAACCUGUCUGCCUGAACACCUACCCAACACCUCCUGAUCCUGGACUCCCAUUCCCAGUCCCUCAUCUCUCCCAACCCCAACCCGCCUUCCUGCCGUACGUGCUGUAGCUAGAAAGCGCUCAUACAUGCAGAUCAAUGACUAGUUUAGUUUUAUUCUACCAAGUUGUGAGAUCAGACUUUGAGAAGGAGCUGAAUUGGCCUGAGAUCAGCACAGCAUCAUCUAUUCCCCCUCACAGCACCAGGAAGGCACAAGCUAAAGCACCUUAUUCAGCUUCCAUUUUAUCCUUUUAGGCUGCUAUAAUUGUAGAUUUGACUAUAUGAAGAAUGUCUUUCUUUCUCCUGUCUUCUAAAGGCAAAGAAAGAGUACCUGUUUUGUUCUAUUUUGUUUUGUUUGCACUUUGAUGGUAACGAGUUUGUUUUUUUGAGUGUAUUGUGAGUGAAACAGAGUGUGUAUGACUGAUGUAUAUAUGGAUUAAGCUCAGAUGGACAGAAUGAUACAGGGUGUGGUAAAACGUAGGAAAUGUUAAGUUGCAUUCCAGCUGUCAGAUGGCCUCUCAUCAUGUUCCCAGCUUUCAUCUCCAGCAUUGCAAGCACAAUUUCACUGCCACUGAUGACAGCAGUGGUGCUAGAAAUGAACUGAGAGACGUUCAGAUAGUUUAAGUCUCACUUUUACAGCACGCUCCGAGGAGUGUGCAUAGGUGGACUAAAGGAGACAGAAAAAGUUUGGGGAGCUGGAUCAGUCUGGCAUGGAACAAGACCGUUUUUAUAUGAGAGGUGAUCAUUGCAAGCCUAAUCCAGAGGUCUGGUUAGGCAUAA